AUGGCAGAAACCAAGUCCUCCGAGGGCACAAAGUCCAGCUGCGUUUCGGCCUUGAUCUCUUGUUUCAAUCUCGGAUCGAAGAAGAAGCCUCCCGCCUCACCAGGACCGACGUCAAAGCCAGCCGUUCCAUAUGAACCAAAACCACAGUCGCCGACCAAGUCUACCGGUGAUCCCGUUUCGAACGACAAGGCCGAGUCAAUCUCAUCCAAACACGCGGGAACCGGAAACACAGACGCCGACAGCAAACACAGUCGAGAGUCUACCGAAGCACAUGUUGAGGCGCCCUCCUCAGACGCUCAGCUCGUCAAGUAUCAACCUAUCAUCGUUACAGAAAGCGCGCCAGUCGACCUAUGGCAUGAGGCGCUCAACAAGACUCAUCAAGACACCAAGUCUUGGAUGGGAAAGUUCGGCAUCGACCGCUCGAGUACCAUCCAAGUUCAAGAAUUGACGACACUGGUCAGGCAAAGCGAAGAAAUAUACCAGGAUGCCAGUUCAGGACUGAAAAUUGGGGAACGGAACAUCUUGUGGAGAGAUUACGCGAAUCGAGUCGUCGCUUGGGUGACCAUGAUCGGCGACGUUGCCAUAGCAUUCGCCCCUGCGCCGGUUUCACCGGCCGAGACAAGCCGAGUCGAACAACUUACCGCUAUUUUUGGUGCCGCCGACCGUAUUCUCGGUAUUGUCAGACGGGGUCAGAUAUACGAAUCUGUGUACGGCCUUGCUAGCGCGAAUUUGACAGAACCCUCGAAGAUUCUCCUGAGAGACUCUCUCAUUGAGCUCUAUAGACGCUCGCUGGAUUCACUAGCAUCGACGUCGAAUCGGCUCGACGGACAAGUAUCCUGGGCAACGCAGUUCCUCGCGGCUCUCACCGACUCGAGUCGUGCGGAACCAUUCUUGUCAGAUCUUACGGAUGCGGAGAAUGACGUCUCAAGAUGCGCAGAGGCUUGCGUUUGUGAGGCAACAGAGAGGAAUCUUCAGUUAUUGCAAAGUCUACAUAGUCCCCUGAGGCGCAUCGAUGAUAGAGUUACGCAACUUCUGAACAACUUCCAGGAAAUGAAGAGGCAGGAGAGAGAGAAUGCCAUGGAUCACAUUAGCAAUGUGAAAGUCGACUACAUCCAUGUUGCAAAGAAAGAAAUGAGAACGGAGGGAACCUGCGAGUGGCUCGUACAACAUCCGAGAUUUCUUGCGUGGGAAGAGCCCAGCUUCUCAUCAAUCCUAUGGCUCAACGGUCAAGUGGGAGCUGGCAAGACCUUUCUCACUUCUAAGGUGGUUGAUCGCUACCGGUCUCGUCCUGGAGAUGCUUUAGGGUCGCCAGAGAAUGAUGAGGGCUUUGCUCACUUUUACUGUGAUCGCGGAGUGGCCGGCCGCAGAGACGUUAAAUCAAUCCUCAGCAGCUACAUGGUGCAGCUCUUGACGGUAUCACGUCACCGCAACAGAUGGCAUACAAAGCUUCUGAUGUUCUGUAGGGACGUUGCCGCAUCUCGACGUAGCCUGGAACUCUCUGAAUGCAAACGGUUUGUACGCGACAUGGUCAACGCGUAUCCGCGCUCUAUCCUGGUACUGGACGGAUUGGACGAGUGUGAGGAGAACUCAAGAUCACAGAUUGUGCGCUUCUUCCGAGAUUUAGUCAAAGAAUCCGACAGGCCCGUUAAGAUCUUCAUAUCCAGUCGCCCAGAAGCGGAUAUACUUGAAUUGAUGGGCACAUCGACUUGCAUCCAAAUCAGUACCGCAGACAACGAAAAGGAUAUUGAGAAAUACAUUGACUCCAGGCUCAACCAGGUCAGUCUUCGACCCGUUUGGAAAAAGCCGACUGUGCAAUCUUUAGUGAGGAAGACUUUGCUUGAGAAACAUGGUGGAAUGUUCAAAUGGGUUCAGCUGCAAUGGGAUCAGUUGGAGCCAUUGAAUACAGAGACCGAUGUGAAGGAGCGACUCAUGCAACUUCCAGAGGGUCUGUCAGCCUCUUACGAAGAGAUCUGUUCUCGGCAAAGCGAGUAUGCCAUGGAGGUCCUCAUGAGAGUCGCAAUGUGGGUCAAAUGGGCCCAGCCACCGCUGAAGACAUGGCCUCUACUUCAUGCAGUGCGCCUGUCUUUAUGUGGCUGUGAGCCCCGUGGCACGCUUCAUGUUGAUAAUGAAAGGCUAUCAAGGCACGACUUAGGCGAAAUAUGCCGUCAUCUAAUCACCUUUGGAGAACAUUCCACAGGGAAUUGGUGUUGGAACUUUCCACAUGCCUCAAUUGGGGAAUUCUUCGACAAUAAGCUUAAUGCCUGGAACCCCGAAGCCGCUCAAGACCUUGCACCAUUGCUGCUUCUACAUGCGGCUCUCAAAUACGAGGCUAUGGAAUUGCUUUACGCUUGUAAAGAACAUCAAGUAAAGGACUGGGCCAGGUACACGUUUACCGCAUAUGCUCAUCGAUAUUGGCUAGAGUAUGUCCGGUCUACAUACAAAGCACGCCCAAAAACAAAAGAACUCUCGGCUUAUUUGGGCUAUUGUCUGGGCCUUGGCAAUGCUCCCGAUCCCUCUUGCUUUCAGUACCAAACUUCAGUGGAUGAGGAAGGGAUUAGCCAGAGAUCAUUGUUGAUGGUUGGCCACACAGACCUGGACCCAAGGCUGAAUCCUAUCUUUGCAGUCUGCGUUUUAGGCUCUAUCGACUUACUAGAGCAGCUGCACCGACUAGGAGCUGAUCUCAACCAAACAGACACAAUAGGAGACUCCUUACUAUCACAUGCUGCUACGCAUGGACACGCUGAGCUUUGUUCGUUUCUCAUUGACCAUGGAGUGGACGUCAACAAGCGGAAUCAUACUUCGGGCUUUUCUGCAUUAGAUUACGCGUGCCAACGUCGACAAAUCUCCGUCGUCAAGACGCUUCUUUCGAGAGGAGCAGAUACGAACUCCACGAGCGGCCAUACACCUCUAUGCUAUGCUGCUCAUGGUGAGCUUGACAUCGUUUCAACAUUGUUGGACUCGAAAGCGGACCCAAACGUCAUGUGUCUUCACGGCCGGGACCACAUGUACUACGCCGCAGAUGACGUAUUCUAUUUGCUUGUGGAACACGACGGGCCCCGCCACUGCAUCGAAUCUGCGUUCAUUAGAGACGCCGAUGUGAUUUUCAGAUUGCUUUUGAAGCAUGGAGCUGACUUAUCACUAUUGAGUGCGAAUGGCACAAACGCCCUGCAUAUAGCGGCUUAUCGAGGUGCCGUCAAGUGCAGCCGGAUUCUCAUUGAAGAGCUCGGGUAUGAUGUGAAUAGCUCGCUGGGAGGAGACUUCGGUAGCACUCUUGGAGCUGCCGUGGUUGGCGGAUCGAGAUUGAUGAUUAAAUUUCUGUUCGAAGAAGCCAUGGUAGAUCCGACGGCUCUCACUUCCAACCCCCCGAGGCCUGGAAUGGCAAGACUUUCCGACCAUGAGCACGAGGUUGCACUUCUGACGAUCCUGUUUGAGCGAGCAUGGGUGUCUGAGUAUCUGCUGAAACAUAACUAUUGGACGGAAGAGGACCUUCUCAGAGUUGGAUACCUUCCUGAGCACCUUCGGGGGGAGCAAUUGAUUUGUGGUACUCUUUACGGCCCUAAUGUCAGCAGCCCUCGUCCCGGAACUGGGGCCAAAGAAGUCGCAGACCACUCGAAAACUCAGCGAGAUAUGGCAUUGUCGAAUGGGAAGGAGGCCCCAGUUGAAUGGGUAAUAGAGAGUGCGUGGCGUUUACCAACUCGGAAGGUCCGCUGCGUCAAUGACGUUGCUGGGCCGGGACAGUAA
Messenger RNA from Colletotrichum lupini, 3741 nucleotides. RefSeq lists its product as uncharacterized. The transcript is spliced from 4 exons. The record is from RefSeq and is a predicted model, not a curated record. Lineage: Eukaryota; Fungi; Ascomycota; Sordariomycetes; Glomerellales; Glomerellaceae. Gene Ontology annotation, molecular function: protein binding; ATP hydrolysis activity. The coding region runs from base 1 to 3741 and encodes 1246 amino acids.